Pristis pectinata (smalltooth sawfish) is the source of this 3183-nucleotide messenger RNA. Its product is annotated as elongation of very long chain fatty acids protein 1-like. Gene Ontology annotation, cellular component: endoplasmic reticulum; endoplasmic reticulum membrane. Gene Ontology annotation, biological process: fatty acid elongation, monounsaturated fatty acid; fatty acid elongation, saturated fatty acid; fatty acid elongation, polyunsaturated fatty acid. The transcript has 9 exons. Lineage: Eukaryota; Metazoa; Chordata; Chondrichthyes; Rhinopristiformes; Pristidae. The record is from RefSeq and is a predicted model, not a curated record. Gene Ontology annotation, molecular function: fatty acid elongase activity. Bases 397 to 1311 code for a protein of 304 amino acids.
CAAAUUGCCAAUUACGCCGCCGUUUUGAGGUGGUCCUUCAGACAUCAUUUCCCCCCACCUUCCUCGUCAACAAAUGAGUGCUCAGAUUGCCAUCACUCCCCACCACUGAUCUCAUCUCUCUAUCCAACCGGCGCAGCUCUGCCCUGAGCUUGGGGGCUGUCACUCCAUCAGCUGAUCCGUGGGUUGGGCGAGGACAAGUUAACUUUGUGACCAUCUUCCCUUUUGUACAAACUCCAGCGAGUCUCAGAGUCUCGGAUUUCUAUGUAAACCACUGCCCCACUCUGGAGAUAACUGCCGAAAUCGUGAAUUGGCUCCACCUCGGUUGUUGGUGCUUGAACUUGUGGAUACCACCCUGUAUCUAAAGAAGCUUUGGAAGUACCACUUUGAAACGUAACAAUGUUGGCAGAGAUGGGGUCGCGGGUUGCCCAGGUUUAUGAGGGGCUGUUAAAAGGAGACCCAAGGAUUGAAGAAUAUCCCUUCAUGGUAUCUCCAGUCCCUAUGACUGCUGUGCUUUUGUUCUACGUAUAUUUUGUACUGUCUCUGGGACCCAGGCUCAUGGCUGGCAGAAAGCCCUUCGACCUUAAGAAGAUUAUGGUCUGCUAUAACUUUGCACUGGUGUUUUUCUCGAUAUUCAUAGUCUAUGAGUUCUUGAUGGCUGGCUGGGCAACGGGAUAUACAUUCCGGUGUGAUCCAGUAGAUUACUCCAACAGCCCGAAAGCUCUUCGGAUGGUGCGUGUAGCAUGGCUGUUCUUAUUUUCCAAAUUUAUUGAGCUGUUUGACACGGUAUUCUUUGUCCUGCGGAAGAAGAACAGUCAGAUUACCUUUCUUCACAUCUUCCACCACUCGAUAAUGCCUUGGACCUGGUGGUGGGGUGUCAAGUUUGGACCAGGUGGUAUGGGAUCUUUCCAUGCCAUGGUGAACUCUAUUGUCCACGUCAUCAUGUACUUCUAUUAUGGUCUGUCUGCAGCUGGUCCAGCGUUUCAGAAAUACCUCUGGUGGAAAAAGUAUAUGACGGCAAUCCAACUGGUCCAGUUCAUUGUUGUCUCAUUGCACGUCACCCAGUACUACUUCAUGGAUCACUGUGAUUACCAGUUCCCCAUCUUCAUCCAUCUUGUGUGGAUGUAUGGAACAUUCUUCUUUAUCCUUUUUUCCAACUUCUGGUACCAGGCCUACACCAAAGGCAGGAGGCUGCCCAAGAGCAUGGAACACAAAUGCAAAGCAGCUGUGAAGAAUGGCAAACCAGCCGUGGAAAAUGGUGGGCACUUGCUGGAAAAUGGGGAGGUGAUGAAUGGGAAAGUGAAGACAAAGUAACAAUGGAUAACUUUUUAAUAAACACCAAUUAUUGUAUUUUUGUGUUUUGGAAAGUUUUCAGGAGGGAGGGUGCAGCAAGUAUCUGGUUUUGAACUUGACUUGAGAAUUUCAUGAAGCCGAUUAAUCACUUUGGCACCAUGUUGGCAUUUAACCUGGGGAAAGAAGUCUGACCUAAUGUUUUAAGGAUCCUCUGUGAUUAACAAAUGGCUUGUGGUUAAUCGAGUCUGAAUUUUGUUUGGAAUCAUUGCACUUGUUUAAUUGGCAUUGGGGGUGCAAGGAUAAUGCAGACUGUAUGACAUGGGAGAGGAAGCUCCACACCUCUGACUAAAAGGUCAGUUCAGUGCUGGUCUGUGUUGGAGGCUAGCCUUGGACAUGCUCUAUUUAGAGCAGUUGAAUGUGCAAUUUUUCAGCUUCUUAUCCUAUUCUACCAGUGUUGGAUUUAAUAAUUCCUCCAGAUCUGCAAAGAACUAAAAGUGUAACGGUGUUGGCUUUUAACCCUUCCUCAAAGACCUGCAGACAAUUAAACCCAUAAUGCUGUUGAUUCUAGCCACCAUCACGCUGUGCAGUUGAAAGCUAUGUCAAAGUGCUCUGAAAUGGCCCAAUUGGUUGAGCCUAUCUUUAGUAAUUUAUAAUAUAAUAUCUAGUUUAAAAAUAAGCAUCAGUCUCCAUCAAUAUAUGUAACAUUAUACUAAAUAUAAUUAAAUAUUUUACACUUUUAUUUGCUUGAAUCUAGCAAUGUUGCUGUAUAUUUUGGGAAUGAAGGAAACCACAAUAUUUAAAAGAAAUAGCUGCUUAGUGGGACAGUGUUAUUGUUUUCCAUACAGCAGGGAUCAAAUUUUAUUAAUGUUUUUUGGGUGGGGGAAAAGGAGAGUCAAUUAAAAAGCUUUAUCACUUGCUAAAUACCCUGUAGGCGGUGAAACCCAUGAGUAACCCUUUUCCUUUUGAUCUGUUAUUACUGGGGACUGAACAACAUGCCAAAUGAGGGUAGUUCUCAAAGGCCCUCCAUAGUGAGUUGUUGGAUGCUGGCGAGAUCUACUGAGAUGAAUACCAUGGCUAUAACUAGCUGCAUAAUUAGGCAGCAGACACCAAUUUUUUUGAAAAAAGACAGUAAAUUGAAGUAUAGGUGCUGCUUAAUGAUUAUUGCUUAUAUAUUCAUUACUUUAUUCUGAAUAGCCUUUACCUUCUGUCUACUAUCCCAACCCAAAGCUACAGAAUAAUAGGAGUUGGGUUGAUGCUGGGUGUACACUUUUUUUCCUUGCAGUAGGUGCCAGCUGUCUGUGGUGAUGAGCAUCAUGUGACGCCAUCCUUGAGGAUAAACUGCUGAUGGCACACCUCAGCUAUAGAGCUCCAUUAGCUUUUUUUUGAAGUACAAUACUUGAAAAGCAGUACAAGUACAUCUUUAGUUCUUUGCAAAUCGUUUUCAUACAGUUAAAACAGAUCCCCGUGAACAAAAGAACAGUGAAGGAAAAUCUCUGGGAUUAUGAUAUCACAGGAGCAAGUUUCAAUAGGAAUUCUCUGACACUGAAAUAAACUCAAUUUCAAAACUCAAAAUGUGUGUUCUGUUUUUAUACUUACUGGAAUGGGGAUCACCUGACAGCUUGCUAGAUUUAAAGCAUAGAGGCUUAUUCCCUGAAUUGCCAGUUUUCCCUCUUUAUCAAUGACUUUUGUAAUCUGUUGCCACUGGAAUUUUGUUUCAUGUUGUCUCAUUUGUGUUAAUUCCUGCACCAGAGAGUUGUUGGAGGAUGCUUGUUUCUUAUCCAAUUUAAUGUUAUAGUAAUUGAAUCCCUAAUGAUUUAAGGCUGCCAUCAUGGGAGAGAUGCUGGGUGUAUAUGGGGGGGUGGGGGGGGGGGCGGGGAGAGAUGCUGAACAUUU